GCAUGUGCGGUGUAGGCCCACUCGAACUAUGACAUUUAAUAUGAUUCUGUAUAUAAUGACCAUGAGUAUGUAUAAGACAUUCGGAAAUUCCUGUACACUAUGACUUCAUACCGAAUCUUUUGGUCCAUAGAGUGAACAAACCAAGCUCUGAAGGCUAUUAAGGUUGUUGAAAAAGAGCGGCAUUAAGCUUCUUUGUGGACGGGUCAUAGCUAUGGGGAGGGCUGGUAGAGAAGUAUAUUGUCAAGAACCCUCCAUGAAUUUCAGACUUCCUGACAUUGCAAUGGUCCAAGGAGUGACUUUAUAUCGUAAUUUUUGAUUAGAAGUAAUUUGUAUAGCUCUCUGUACAUAUGUAAGUAUUGUAUGUGUGCACGGAGAGCUUGUAAAAACAGUUGUAUGGUAUGUCGAUUAUAAUUGAUGGAUUGAUCUUGAAAUCGAUGUGAAAUCAGAAAACACUUGCGAAUAUAUUUUUUGCAUUUAAAUUUGACUGCCGCGUUUCAGUUGAGCUUUAGGAGCCACACUGAAAGCAUGAAGCCUUCUGCAACUGUCAAAAACUUGGUUCUACAUAUCGUAUUGUAUAUGCUUAUGAACGCGGCGACGGCAAAAAGAACUAAUACUAGUAAUAAUUCAACAGAUAAUCGGAGCGUCUUGAAGAACAGACUUUUAACGAGGAAGAAUCCAAAAUAUGUUGCGAGAUUGGACACACAGUCCCUUAAUGAAGCAAGUCUAGUGCCUAAUAUAGACAGCAAUAAGACAGAUGAUAUUUUGGACAAUUUCGUACAAAAAGUUUCGGCAAGCACAAAAACGAUUUCAAAUUUGACCAAAUUAAUCGAUAAUUCAACUGAAUUCGAGGAUGAAAGCGAAGAAUCAUCGGUAACUGAAGGUGAUAUACUUGUAGAUCGCAUGGAAGACGACGCUAGUAUUGAGAAAAGCGAAAUCGAAAACAAAACCGAAGAUGAUGAUGGAAGUAAUCGAAUGGGCGAGUUGAAGAACAAAUUUACACGUAGACCAUCAACCGGAAAACCAAUUAACACGAAUUCAUCUAAUGAUACAACAAUUGUCAUUGGGGCUAAUGAGCUUGGCGACUUUAAGAGAAAUUUCAACAAAUUAUUACGUGGGUCACUCGCUGAACCCGUAUUGACAACGGUAAUAAAAACCAAAUCUGUAUUGAAAGACGAUAAGUGGAUAACAGUUACAGAGAAGAGCUUCCUAUAUUAUCGUGAUCAAACAAAGCAACCGGAAAUUUCAAAAACUACCACCGAUAGCCAACAAGUUAGAAGUGAAGAAGGCCCAGAGAAAACGUUCAACAUAUACCCCGAUCCACAUAAAUUAGAUUAUGUACAAGUAAAUCCCGGUAUGCGUAGUGUUGACGAUGACACUUUACCCAGUAGCUGUGCUGAGGUUAUGAAGCAAAAUAUUGGCGCCCUUAAUGGAGUACAUACAAUAAACGUUUUUGGUUAUGGACCGACCGAAGUUUACUGCUUUGCCGAUCCUGUGGAUACGGGUUGUGCAUGGACUGUCUUUAUGCGUCGCGUAAAUACUGGUGAUUCAUUUGAUCGAAAUUUUGAGGAAUACAAAUUUGGUUUCGGCGAGCCACAUGAAAGUUUCUUCCUCGGCCUGGAACAUAUUUAUGCGCUAACAACCGAAAUAAAACAGGAAUUGGGUAUAUUUACGAAAUUUGAAACAAACGAUGUCGAAGUGGAAAAGUAUACAUACUUUGUAUUGGGCGAUGAAGAAACCGACUAUAGAGUGGAAGAGUUGGGCGCAUUUUCGAGAACAUCUGCAAUAAGUCGUCUAACGCGAUUUGCGAAAUUCUCUACACGUGAUAGGGAUAGUGGCGUUCAGUAUAAUAAAUGUGCACAGGUGCUCGGUAUGGGCUGGUGGUAUUCGGAAAAAUGUAAGAGCGCUAUUAAACUAAGUGGAGCACGUGCGUACCUAAAUGCCCCUACUAUAAUGGGCCUACGACCAAUAAACUGUCGCAUUUAGUAAGAGUGUGAGCGAUUCUAUCAACGUAUAAUGAUAUUAUUUGUCGGUGAUAGUUAAGAAAAUAUAACAAUACUGUAAUACAAGAAAAAUCUAUAUAAAACUAAGUUCUAGAAAGUAAGUGAUGAGAGAAUCAUUUUAAUUAAAACUUUUUCGCAAUCAAGAAACAAUUUGUAGUUUUUUAUAAAGGUUUUCCAACUUAUUGCAGAAAUCAAUAUUGUAUAUUGGUUAAUCUGAAUAUUCGUUAAUCUAACGGUGGAUUGCUUUCAAACUUCGUUGCUGUU
Molecule: messenger RNA, 2264 nt
Organism: Bactrocera dorsalis (oriental fruit fly)
Lineage: Eukaryota; Metazoa; Arthropoda; Insecta; Diptera; Tephritidae
Product: angiopoietin-related protein 3-like
Exons: 8
Coding region: 526-1983 (485 amino acids)
Source: RefSeq, a predicted model, not a curated record